UUGGAUUUUCAGAACCUGAACCAGAAAAGCGUUAAAAAUAACUUAGAAAUCCGAAACUCAAUAGCUGAUGCCCUUAGCAUUAAGCGCAUCAGUAUUGCUAGUUCUCUGCGCCUUUCCUAAUUAGCAGUGCUUGGCUUUAAAAAAAAACCUAUUUAUGGAAAUCCUGAACCUAAAUAGCUGUAAAUACCAUUGUUCUGAUGCUCUUCAGAGUCUGCUGCGACGCGCACGUUCCACAUUUCAGCAAACUUCACUUUCCUCAGAGCUUCCAAAUGAGCCCAAGUGGGAAGGGAAAAAGAUGGAGCCCAACUGGCGGGUGGAGAGAAUGUCGUUACCUUUCCUGAGAUCUGGCUGAAUUAUCAGCCAGAGACAUUGCUUUUACUGUGCAAGGCGGGUGUAGGAAGUGUUCUCAGAAAGACAAGGAUUUGGGAGAUGCAUGCAGUUCUUAUAAGCUCCAAGCGUCUGGUGACCCUGGCCCGGGGACUUUCGCCCGCCUUUCUGCGCUUCGGGGGCAAAAGGACCGACUUCCUGCAGUUCCAGAACCUGAGGAACCCGGCAAAAAGCCGUGGGGGUCCCGGCCCGGAUUACUAUCUCAAAAACUAUGAGGAUGACAUUGUUCGAAGUGAUGUUGCCUUGGAUAAACAGAAAGGCUGCAAGAUUGCCCAGCACCCUGAUGUUAUGCUGGAGCUCCAACGGGAGAAGGCAGCUCAGAUGCAUCUGGUUCUUCUAAAGGAGCAAUUCUCUAAUACUUACAGUAAUCUUAUAUUAACAGGUAAGGGUAUUGGGGUCGGCUGGAAUCUUAGAGCACUGUAGAUUGAUGGUCUCCACUGGUUAGCAGCUUGAUGCUUGGGAGACACUAAAGUGGGAUUCAGAUGAUGUGUCUGUCUCUUUCCACAUAUCCUUUUAAAAAUCAUGAUGAGUAUUCAUAUAAAAUACUUAUUAUAUUUUGCAGAUGUAUUUUGACUUGAGAUUAUGGGUGGUUUGGCAUGUGUGUUCUCAAAAGAAGGACCAAUGAA
Molecule: messenger RNA, 1013 nt
Organism: Odocoileus virginianus texanus
Lineage: Eukaryota; Metazoa; Chordata; Mammalia; Artiodactyla; Cervidae
Source: RefSeq, a predicted model, not a curated record